ACAUGGCUCAAGAUGAUGUAGCCCAUGCAGUAAAACAAGACAGAUACAUCUUGGCAUUGGGUGAAAAAAUGUACAACAAGAAAGGGGAGAACCCCUCACAACACCAGCACAUUCGUCAAACUUUGCGAGAACUAGGGAGACUUGUGAUUAAAGGUAGAAAGGUGACACCACUGAAAAAGAUGAAGGAUUAUAUCAACCCAAAACACUUCCAACACAUCAUAAAAGCUGUCAAAGAAGUGACUGGCUAUGAUGAAAAGACAAACAAAUUCGAAAAAGCAACCCUGGCGACAAAGCUUGGGCAAAGCAUCCAGAAAAUUGCAGACAUCAUGGAGGGUGAAGCUCUUAUUACCCAGAAUGAAGAAAAGUUGAAGCUUGUCCGAGACUUCCAAGGCAUCUACCGUCUUCGCUGGAAUGAAAUGAUCUCUUCUGCUGCAUAUCGUACACUUGAACAGAAGAAAUGGAACGCACCGCAGCUUAUUCCAUUAGCAGAUGACGUUAAAAAAAUACACAUGUACUUAGAUGAAAAGCAGAAACAAUACUACAACCAACUGUGCGAUGAGAAAACCUCAGGAAAAUGGAGCAAUCUAGCAAAAGUGAUACUGGCUCAGAUGAUUAUCUUCAACAGGAAAAGAGAGGGAGAGGUGUCAAAGAUGUCUGUGGCAACAUUUCACUCCAGGGACAAAUCCCCACUUAACAAAGAUGUUGCAGUGGCGCUAACAGAGGUUGAGAGACUACUCUGUGCACAUUUUGAACGCAUUGAAACCUGUGGGAAGCGUGGCAGGAAGGUGCCUGUAAUCCUUACUCCAGUGAUGGUGGAAUCUUUAGAGCUGCUUAUCAAAGAGCGGUGCUCAUGUGGAGUGAGCGAAGGAAAUAUCUACUUAUUUGCCAGGCCAGGAUAUGAUACACAUUUUCGGGGGAAUGACUGCAUCCGCGCCUAUGCCAAACAAUGUGGUGCCAAGUUACCUGAAGCAUUGUCAUCAACUAAACUACGAAAACAGGUUGCCACCCUCUCCAGAGUGUUAAAUCUCAAUGAUACAGAACAGGACCAGUUUGCUGACUUCUUGGGUCACGACAUUCGGAUUCAUCGAAAGUUCUACCGUCUUCCAGAGGGAACGCUUCAGUUGGCCAAAAUAAGUAAAAUACUGAUGGCAUGUGAACAGGGCAGAUUGGCAGAGUUCAAGGGGAAAAGUCUGGAUCAAAUAACCAUCAGUCCCAGUGAAAAAAGCAUGGCUGAAAAUAAUGAGGCUGCAGACUCUUGUUCAUCAGAGAACGACUCUGAGAGAGAGGAGUCAUCUGAAAAAUCCUAUGAAGAAAAUCUGACCGGAGAGAUGUCAGCGAUUCGGGCCAAACAGCCAAUGACCAAGGGAAAGCUGGGACAAAAGAGAGGCUCACAUGAAAUUGAUGCUGCAGCCACUGAUUGUGCAUCAGAGAACGACUCUGAGAGAGAGGAGUCGUCUGAAAAAUCCUAUGAAGAAAAUCUGACCGGAGAGAUGUCAGCGAUUCGGGCCAAACAGCCAAUGACCAAGGGAAAGCUGGGACAAAAGAGAGGCUCACAUGGUGCCAAAGGAACAAAAAGGUUUUGGUCGACAAUAGAGGUGGAUGCAGUUGAAGAUUCCUUGAUGAAUUUUAUCCGAAUGGGAAAAACGCCUGGAAAACAAGACUGUGAGAAAUGCAUUGCUGCUUCUGGCCAAGCGCUAGUAAACAGGGACUGGAGAGCAGUAAAGUUCUAUGUACACAACAGAAUAGUUGCAGAUCAGAGAAAAUAAGUGUAUAAGAUGCUUCUAUCUUGGUGUACCUCUGAGGAUUUAAUGGGACUUACUUGACUUAAGCUCAUAGGCAGUUGAUGAAUGUCCUCCAUCUCACUCUGUUUGG
Molecule: messenger RNA, 1872 nt
Organism: Salvelinus namaycush (lake trout)
Lineage: Eukaryota; Metazoa; Chordata; Actinopteri; Salmoniformes; Salmonidae
Exons: 6
Coding region: 3-1766 (587 amino acids)
Source: RefSeq, a predicted model, not a curated record